Triticum dicoccoides is the source of this 1726-nucleotide messenger RNA. Its product is annotated as probable RNA-dependent RNA polymerase 3. Gene Ontology annotation, molecular function: RNA-directed RNA polymerase activity. NCBI's taxonomy places the organism in Eukaryota, Viridiplantae, Streptophyta, Magnoliopsida, Poales, Poaceae. Gene Ontology annotation, biological process: siRNA processing. The record is from RefSeq and is a predicted model, not a curated record. The transcript has 9 exons. Bases 1 to 1557 code for a protein of 518 amino acids. Gene Ontology annotation, cellular component: nuclear RNA-directed RNA polymerase complex.
AUGCAAACAUCCAAACCAAUUUGGUUCGAGCAACUGCUGGGAAAGCUCCCAUCAAAUUGUGGAAGCAACAAAUAUCCAAAAAGAGCCUUUACAUCAAGGUUUUUAAUCGCACUGCUUCACUAUGGAGGGGUUCCAGCAGAUUAUUUUUUGGAGCUUGUAAGGAAGGCACUAAAAGAUGUUGAGAAAGCCUGUCAUAAAGCUAGUUAUUCUCUCGAAGUUGCAUAUAACCAUGCCAACUUGGAUGAUUCCAUGUCGGCACGAAUGAUUCUUUCUGGAAUUCAACCUGAAGAUGAUGCAUAUUUGCAAUACCAGCUGGCUUUUAUGACUCGAGAAGAAAGAGAAGGAAUCAAAUUAGGAAGGAUUCCUAUUGAGGAGAGUUACUAUCUGAUGGGCACAUCAGACCCUACAGGGACACUAAAGCCCAAUGAAGUUUGUGUGAUACACGAGAAUGGACAAAUUUCUGGAGAUGUUCUUGUCUAUACAAAUCCUGGGUUACAUUUUGGCGAUAUACAUGUGUUAACUGCAACUCCAAUUCCUAAUUUGGAGAAGGAGAUUGUAGGAUUUUCCAAAUAUGUUAUAAUAUUUCCUAUUUCUGGUCCACGGUCUUUGGCUGACGAGAUGGCUAACAGCGACUUCGACGGUGAUAUGUACUUUGUAUCAAGAAAUCCCCAGUUACUUGAGCACUUCAGACCAUCUGAAGCAUGGGUUCCGAGAAACCCACCAAAAAAAGUCGAACAAAAGAAUCCUCAGCAUUAUGAUGGACCCCAGCUGGAAAGCCUGUUGUUCAAAGAAUUUUUGAAAAGUAGAUUUGUACCCAGUUAUACGAUAGGUACAGCUGCAGAUUGUUGGCUGGUAUACAUGGAUCAACUUUUGGCAGGUCAAGUUCAAGAAAACAAACGCGGAAUGGAAAUAAAGGAUAAGACGCUUGACUUAGUUGACAUAUACUAUGAGUCUCUGGAUGCCCCCAAGACAGGGAUCAAGGUCGAUGUCCCCGAUGCACUGAGGGUCAAAAAAUAUCCCCACUAUAUGGAAAAAGGAGAUGAUCGGUCCUACCAUUCAACGUCCGUGCUCGGACAAAUCUAUGACGAAGCAAAAGCAUUGUCAGAGCAGUCUAAAGAUAUUCCUCCAAUCAAUAUAUCGCCCCUGGCGUGCUUUACAGAGGUGGCCGUGGGGGUAACCAAAGAGCGCAAGGAGGAGUGGAAAAGGCCUUACGACGAAUAUCGAGGAGAAAGCACAGCCUUCUGCGAUAAGAAGUACAGCAAAGAAGAGAGAGACGCGGGGUUUACGAAGCUUUACCAGAAGUAUAGGCGGAUGUUGUACGACGCGGAGGAGUUCGACGACAGCCUGAGGAACUACAACGAGGUGUUCGGCGAGGCCUGCGCCAUCUACCAGAUCGUCUACGAGUACGCGCGGAGACAGAACAAGGCUACAUUGUGCGGCUUUGCGUGGAAGGUCGCCGGCCACGCACUGUGCCAUCUGCACGCGAUCAAGCGUGGCGGCGAGACGGUGCUCUGCUCGCAGUCCGUCCUCCGGGACGCCUUCAAGAAGAACCGUUGAGGUCACGUGCAGUGGCGGAGCUUCUUGGGGGCCAACCUGGGCCAUGCCCCCCCCCCCCCCAGCUCACAAGAAAACAUCUACUCUCUUCGUUCCCAAAUAUUUGUCUUUCUAGGCAUUUCAAAUGAAAACAACAUACGGAUGUAUGUAAACAUAUUUUGAAAUAUAGAUU